Rhagoletis zephyria (snowberry fruit fly) is the source of this 9306-nucleotide messenger RNA. Its product is annotated as hormone receptor 4-like. NCBI's taxonomy places the organism in Eukaryota, Metazoa, Arthropoda, Insecta, Diptera, Tephritidae. Gene Ontology annotation, molecular function: DNA-binding transcription factor activity; sequence-specific DNA binding; zinc ion binding. Gene Ontology annotation, biological process: regulation of DNA-templated transcription. The record is from RefSeq and is a predicted model, not a curated record.
CUGUCGUCAGCUGGGUAUUCUAUCAAAUAAAAAUAUAGAAACUAAAGCAACUCGUUUGAAAUUAAAAAUAAAACUUAAAAAUAAAUUUAAGACUGAACAAAACUGCCUUAAAAAGAGAGUAUUACUGCUUUAAAAAGAAAACCACGAAUAUAGAAUAAAAGCGUUUUCAACAAACCCUUUAAAUAAUUCUCAAAACUAUUAGAAUCAAAGUCUGCAUUUUCAACGCACAGCAGUAAAAAUUUCAAAAUGUUUUCGACGCUGCUGCGUUACCCUACCUAGAAAUGGCGUCACAAUCGCUAAAUAACACCCCAACAACAUGUUGCGCAACAUGCCCUGCAAUGCGCAACAUUUUAAUCAAACUCAACGCAAUAAGUAAAUAACAAAUAGAACAACAAUAAAAACCACCAACUCCAAUGAAUGCCAACCAGUUGGCGUCGGAAGUGGCAGCAAAAACAGCGAUCACAACAGGCAACACUAACAAGAACAACAGCCCUGGCAACACCAGCAACAUCGAUGUUGCUGACGAAUCCAUGAAUCUGAGUGUACUGGGGAAACACGAGAAAAUUGCUAAACAUUUGAAGAGUGUAGCUGCUGGUAAACCGGAUGUGAAAGAAGAUAGCAGCAAAAGCAGUGGAGGAGUGGGCUAUGAGCCGAAACAGAAUGGACAAUAUCGAGAAUGUGAUGAGCACAUGGAUGGCAGAGAGACGCCAACGAAUAGCUGGCAGCAUCACCGCGUAAAUGGUGAAAAGUCAGCAACAACAACCCCACAUGGCAGUAGCAAUAGUAACAGCAGCAGCGCUGUGGGUGACAACAAACCGGAAUGUGGUGGAGAAUCGCCACCUAGGAAUCUGGAUGUACGUGAAGAAGGUGAAGAGAGAGGGCAAAUUGAGGGUGAAGGCGAACGCGCUGAGUCCCCAGCAGAUGAAGGCGAUUAUGGGCGACUUCACACAGCCACAAUCAUAAAAACACCACUCACAAAGACGCUACUGAAGCGCUGUAGCGGCUAUAGCGCGCUCAGCGGCAGCAGUGUAAGCGGAAAUGGCAACGGAAAUGGCAGUGGGAAUGGAAAUGGACACGGGUAUGGAAGUAGCACUCAUAUAGGGGCACCCUCAACCGCACACACAGUGUCGGCAUGCUGCAGCAGCCAGGCGCACGCCAGCGCCACCGCCAGCGCCACCAAUGAGUGUGGUCACAACUGCUGCGCCGGUAGAGAUGAUGACGACGAGGAGGCAGAAGGCGAGCAACAACAAGCGUCACCCACACUCGUCGAGCAUACGGCAUUCAAUGGGGAAGAUGAGCGCUCGACGCCACCGUCACCACAGCCGCCACCACCGCCCUCUCCAUCAUCGCAGGCGUCGUCGUCACACAGCUUUCUGCAUAAAAUGCCAACAGCUAUAUCGACAGCAACAACAGAGUCAACUGCGGCUGAUGCUACUGGCGGCAGUGCGGCAAAAUGUAGCAAAUGCAAUAACAACAACAAUAUACAUUACAACAACUACAAUUGCUACUAUCGGAAAAAGUCGCGCAUGCCGAUUUGCCGAAUUAUGACACUGAGCCGUGGCCCGUACAGCGAGCUCGAUAAAAUGAGCCUUUUUCAGGACCUAAAACUGAAACGACGAAAAAUCGAUUCAAGAUGCAGCAGUGAUGGCGAAUCAGUAGCCGAUACCUCCACCUCCUCGCCCGAUCUACUCGCACCGAUGUCACCAAAAAUGUGCGAUACCGGCGGUGCCGGUGCUGGCGGUGGCGGCGGUGGUCAUGGAGGCGGCGUCGUCGGCGGCGGUGCACUCUCCGUCGUCACCUUGACCGCCACCUCCACCAUUGCGCCCGCCACCGCCUGCUCGACCAGCAGCAGCGGCAUGCCAACUGCCACCAGCAGCAAUAUCGGUCACAAUGUGUGUGCGCCCAUGCCGCCAAGCGCCGCCACCACAACGGUAGUUGUGUCCGCUAGCAAGGCAGCAGCUGUGAAAGCUGAACAAAAACAUCAGCAGCAACAGCAACAGCAGCAGCAACAACAACAACAGACUGAAAUUCACUCGUCCAGCGGCACUGUUAGCGCAGCGGCCGCCUCGUCUGUGAUGUCACCGCCACUAACCACAACUGUGCGCAUGUCACCUGCGCCCGCGACUGAUCUGAGCUUGCCAGCAGGCCGUCGUACGCCUAGCAAUGUCACUACGCCUACGCGAACUACGCCAACACCACCGCAUAAUAAUGGCAAUGCGAGCAGCAGUUGUGGCACAAGUAAUAAUGGUGGUAGUAGUCGCGCCUCGCCAGACUCCAUGGAUGAGCGGCCCUCCACGACCACAACAACAACAACGGGCGGCACGCAGCUGUCCACAAAUGGAAUGCAUGUAGCUGGCAGCGGUGGUGCUGGCGGCGAUUGCAUGCAGGGAUCUGCGGGCGCCGAGUGUGGAGUUAGCAAUUUAAGUGUCAUACGCUCAGUGAAGGAAGAGCGCAUAGCUGCCUCGCCCACGAAAAUGCUAUCCUACCAACAGCACCAGCAUCAUCAGCAGCAGCAACAGCAAAUGCAAUAUCAGCAGCACGCGCAGUCCGCGCCAUCACCAACUCAAUCCAAAGGUCUCACGCAGUCGCAGCAGCAUGUCACAGUGCUGGUGACGCCGUCACGUAUUAAGUCUGAAUCAGCGUCGCAGCAGCAUCAUACGCAGCAAAUGCCGCCAACUUCAUUGCAACAUCUGACACACCACCACCCAGCCUUCUCUACGUCUGUGGCCACUGCGUCCGCCUCAGCUACAUCAUCCUCCUCCUCCGCCGCGACGGUGACUACAACUAGCAGCGCUAGUACAUCGUCACUACACGCUAGCUCGCCAUCGCCCACGCCAUUACCAUCAUCCGCGGCGGCAACGUUGCAUCACCAACAUCUACAUCACCCGCCGCCGCCAAUCGUGCAGACCCAUCACCUGCACCAACAGCUCACACAACCGCAGCUGCGGAAGAGCAGUCCGCCAACAGGUAUGAGUUUACCGCAGCAGCACCUGCUCAACCAAUCCAUGCAGCACUUGACGCAACAGCAGCAAUUCCAGCUGCUGCAGCAAGCAGCCGCGAUGUCGCAGCGUCCAACGCAAAUGUCGCCUAACGCUAUGAGUUCAUCGCCUGGCGCGCGACAUCAGUCAUCGCCACACCAGCAUCUCAUGCAGCAGCACCAACAACAACAACAGCAACAGCAGCAUCAACAUGCUCGCAUCAAGAAGGAGCCCGCGCAACUGCUAGCCGCCGCCGCCGCCGCAGGCAGCUUGUUGGGUAACAGCGGCGUCGGGCAACGCCACUUACACUCACCACAUCACCACCACCCUUCAUCGCCGCAGCACCAACAACAACAAUCAGCGCCGCAGUUGCCGCCACAGACGCUGGGUAAUAUCGCACAGCUGAUACAUCCAGCCUCACUACAGUCGCUACGCCAUCCCAGUCGAGAUGCCGGUAUACUUUUUCGCGUGAAGAACGAGGUGCACCAGCAGGUGGCCGCCGCGCAGCUCAUGCAGCCAGGUGCUGCUGCCGCCGCCGCCGCGGCUGCACAACGCAUGGUUUGGGUAUCGAACGCGCGCAUAAACGGCGUCAAACCGGAGGUAAUAGGAGGACCGUUGGGUAAUCUGCGGCCUGGUGGACCCGCGCAAUCACCUUCGCCACAUCACUCUUCAUCCUCCUCGUCAUCACAGCUGUCACCACAGACGCCUUCGCAAACACCGCCCCGCGGAACUCCGACCGUCAUCAUGGGUGAAAGUUGUGGCGUACGCACUAUGGUUUGGGGCUACGAGCCGGCGCCCCCCACAGCAGGUCCAUCACCUACACAUGGCGGCAGCAGUAGCAAUAGUGGUUCGAGUGGUAUGCAUCAAACACCGCCUUCGACGCCAUUGCAUCAACAUGGGCAACCACUGUUGCAGCAACAUCCGCCAUCCUCUAUGUCUUCGCUCUCCCAACAGUCGCAUCACUCAUCACAGUCAUCACUGCAGUCUGCGUCAUCGCCCUCGGCGGGCUCUCUUACACCGACACACACGCCUGGUCCAUCGCUGCAAAACAACGAAGAAGCGGCGCAGCUAUUGCUCUCGCUCGGCCAGACCCGCAUACAAGAUGUGCGACCACGCCCUCACCAAUUUCGCACGCCACAUGCGCUCAAUAUGGAGCGGCUCUGGGCGGGCGAUUACUCGCAAUUGCCGCCUGGACAAAUUCACGCACUAAAUUUGAGCGCGCAACAGCAGUGGGGUAGCUCAAAUGCGACGGGUCUGAGUCGAGGCUUAGAUGCGCCACAUGAGCCCACAGAUGAGGACGAUCAGCCGUUAGUGUGUAUGAUUUGCGAGGAUAAAGCGACUGGUUUGCAUUACGGUAUCAUCACAUGCGAAGGUUGCAAGGGCUUCUUCAAGCGGACAGUGCAAAAUCGGCGCGUCUACACCUGCGUAGCUGAUGGCACUUGCGAAAUAACCAAAGCACAACGGAACCGGUGUCAGUAUUGUCGAUUUAAGAAGUGUAUCGAGCAGGGUAUGGUGCUGCAAGCCGUACGCGAGGACCGAAUGCCAGGCGGUCGUAACAGUGGCGCCGUCUACAAUCUCUACAAGGUGAAGUAUAAAAAACACAAAAAGUCCAAGCAGCAACAGCAGCAACAACAACAACAGCAACAACCGCAACAGCAACACAUGCAUUCACCACACCAUCAGUCGCCACUCUCUCCACACCACCAACAACAUCUGCUCUCGCCACAACAACAUCUGCAUCAGCAUCAACAACAGCUGGCAGCAGCUGCCGCAGUCGCUGCAGCAGCUCAGCAUCAGCACUCGAAGCUCUUGAGCGCCACGCUGGGACAGAGCGAGAUGAAGUCAAUGUUUUUGGGGCCUUCCGUCAAGCAGGAGCACUUACAGCAGCAACAGCAGCAACAACAUCAUCAGCAUUCGAAGCUGCUGAGCGCGACGCUGGGACAGAGCGAAAUGAAGUCCAUGUUCUUGGGGCCUUCCAUCAAGCAGGAGCACCUACAGCAGCAGCAACAACAGCAGCAGUCGGCGCAGCUGAAUUCGCCACACCAGCAGCAGCUACUUUCGCCGCACCACACACUGCAUGGCUCGCCGCAUGGCGCACUGCCGCAACACUCGUCAGCCAGCGCCUUGCACAGUCCACUCUCGCAUGGGCCUCCCUCACUGCCGGCACACACUUCCUCCUCAUCCUCAUCUUCAUCGUCGGCAUCAUCGGGUGGCAGCAGUGGCUCGCAGCAGUCGUCGUCGCAUCAUGCGCUUCACUCGCCACAUCAUCCGCUGACGCAUGCGCAUCACAUGCAGUCGAAUGCGUCACAUACGCCACAUUCACAACAACUGCAUCAGCAGCAGCAACAACAACAACAACAGCAACAACAACAGCCGACACAGCUGCAGCAAGAGACUGCCAUCAAACUGCCCUCGCAUUUGGUUAACGGUACAAUACUUAAGACUGCACUCACGAAUCCCAGCGAAAUCGUGCAUUUACGCCAUCGGCUCGAUUCGGCGGUGAGCUCGUCGAAAGAUCGGCAGAUCUCUUACGAACACGCGCUAGCCAUGAUUCAAACGCUCAUCGACUGUGACGCCAUGGAAGAUAUUGCCACACUGCCGCACUUCUCCGAAUUUCUCGAAGACAAAUCGGAAAUCAGCGAGAAACUCUGCAAUAUUGGCGACUCCAUUGUGCAUAAGCUGGUGUCAUGGACGAAAAAGUUGCCCUUCUACUUGGAGAUACCCGUCGAGAUACACACGAAGCUGCUGACAGACAAAUGGCAUGAGAUACUCAUAUUGACGACAGCAGCAUACCAGGCGUUGCACGGCAAGCGCACCACACCCAGCACCACGACGGCGGGCAGCGGGGGAACUACAACGGCGCACGCUUCGUCCACCACCAGCUCGAGUGGCCGCUCUAGCGUCGGUGCGCCGCCACACUCGCCUGCCUCUGCCAAUCAUCACCACAACCAUCCUACGCAUCAUAUGGCCAGUUCGCCGCAUGCGGCGAGUAGUAGUCUGAAUUUGCCACAUCAUCACCACCAUCAAAUGCACGCAGCCGCGACACCACCACCACUGCAGAAGGACGAUCCGGAGUUUGUGGACGAAGUGAAUGCGCAUCUAAAUACGCUGCAGACGUGCCUCACCACGCUGAUGGGUCAGCCCAUAGGCAUGGAACAGCUAAAGUUAGACGUUGGUCACAUGGUGGAUAAGAUGACGCAGAUAACGAUCAUGUUUCGGCGCAUCAAACUCAAAAUGGAGGAAUACGUUUGUUUGAAGGUGUAUAUUUUGUUGAACAAAGCAGAAGUGGAACUGGAGAACAUACAGGAACGUUAUGUACAGGUGUUACGCACCUAUUUGCAACACUCCUCGCCGCAGAAUCCGCAAGCGCGACUCACUGAACUGCUGUCGCACAUACCAGAGAUCCAAGCUGCUGCUAGUCUAUUGCUCGAAAGUAAAAUGUUCUACGUUCCCUUCGUUUUGAAUUCGGCCAGCAUAAGGUAGCAAAUGCUUGAACGUGGACUACUGCCGAUCGAUGAUGAUCCGCCCAAGGGGUUGAUGAUGAUAAAGCAAAUACAACAGCAGCAGCAACAAAAUCAAGAGCAGCCUGAUGACGAUGAGGAAGAGCAAAAUGCAGAGCAACCGCAACAACAAAGCAACCUAAUGAAAGCGCGAAGGCGCGCAGCCACGGAAAUGGCUGAGCGCCAGCAAAGGCAGAGGGAGGAAGAUUUAAAAAAGCAGCAACAGCUAACCCAGCCACAGCAGCAAGAACAACAACAGGAACAGCAGCAGCGACAGGCGAGGUUUUGUUUACCCACGCUGGAGUUGCCAAGAAUCAAGGUGGAGGCCGUGCAACAGCAUCUGCGCUAUUCGAUGGAGGAGGACGAAGAUGACGAGGAAGAGGAGGAAGAAUUGCGAAAUAUGGCGGAACAGCAUGAGCAGCAACAACAGCGCGAACAAAGCGCUGAAGACGAGCAACUUAAGCGUCCAAUGACGCACCUCAUAGAACCAACCACCUCCAUAUUGAAGACUUCACUGCUGGCAGGUGCUGCGCAAACAUUGGCAACGUUGACGGCAGCUGCAGAGCAGGUUAGUCGUACGGCACAGUCGCCACAGGCACAAAGCGGCAGAGCGAGCGCUAACGCCGGUGCGGGCGCGCUGGCUGGCCGCAGAUCGCCGGCGUCGGCGGCAGACAAUAGUCUGAUAGAGAGUAAAAGACUGCAAGCACAACACCAACAACAACCACAAAAACAUCAACAAUCAGAAGCACGCGAGCAAAACGCGCCUGUAAUGCCUUACAAAUCGAUAUUGCAAACAGCGCUUAUGGGUGAGCGACCGCCAAGAUCUUCGCCGCCACUGCCGUCGUCCGUACCAAUUAUUGUGCGUGCGCAACCAACAGCAGCGCAGCCACCGCCACCACAUGUGAUGAAAACAGCGGUGACGCUGGCGAGUCUCAGUGAAAUCGCGGCCGCGCGCCAACAGCAGGAGGAGGAAGAGCGUCUAUUUCGCGAACAACAGCAGCAAAGACAUCAACAACAGCAGCAUUUAUUGUUACAACAAACACUGCCAUUGAAGAAGAAGAAAAGUUUUUUGCAACAAAAGUUAACAGCCACUUGCAACAUGCUGACAACAGCGGCAACGAUAUUGCAGCAGCAGCAACAACAGCAACAGCAACAACAACUGCCGACACAUGCAACACUCCCGCAACAGCCACAAAAUUCGAUUACCAUACUGCCAGUCAGCAACAACAACAAUGCCAGCACAACUUCAUCAGCAGCAACAACAGCGAAAAUUGUUUUGAACAAUGUAACAGUAAGUGCGAGCGGCGGCAGCGUAUUGCGGUGCAUUUCGACUGCAACAACGUCGACAGCCGCCUCUACAACAACAACGGCGCGCACGUCCGCCGCCUGUUUGAGUAGCGCGCGCUCAACGACAACAUCGGCGCUAGGCAGCAGCAAAGCCAGAAGUACCACAGGCAAUGCCAAAAGUGUUGCGACCAGCAGCUGCCAAGCGAUGGCCACACAAACAAUCAAAAUACCAAUGGUGCGCACAGCGACGGUAACAACGCAAACGCAAACCGAAGAAAUGCACACAGCGACGGCUAUGGCAACGCCAACAACAACAGCAAAUUGUGAGAAGCAACAGCAGCAAAAUGCGCCGUUAAGUACGCGCUCCACCAGCAGCCAUGUAAUUACACGCAAACUCAGCACUGCUUUGCAUCAGCAGCAGCAGCAGCAGCAGCGUACUGCGUCUAGCAGCAACACAUCUGCAACAUUACUAUCACUGCCACUCCAACAGUCCAGCCUAACGCGCCGUCCCUCACCUCAACGCCAAACCACAUUAGUCACUGCCACAACGAAUGCGGCUACCACAUGUGUCGCCGCCGCCGCUCCGCCCACAACCACAACCACAACCACUGCCACAGUCACAGCCACCGCUGCCUCGCCCUCCACAGCUGUUACUGUUGUUGUUUUUAAAACAUUGUUACCUGAUGACUGAAUUAAUUAAUUUUUAAUUGUUAACAAAGCAAAAACACUAAAGCAAAAAAAAAACGAAUUGCUGAUGAAAGCUUUGGCAGAAAGCUUACCAUGUGCGAAUUUAGAAUUGGAGCUCCCAUAUUCUCAACUCCGCAACUCCAUGUUAGCUGUUUUUGUUUACUAUAAUUAUAGGUAUUUGUAUUUGUUCUAGGUUUUAAGUACAUUAACUAGUAUUUAGCCACGCACUCGCACUAUGCAUGCUUCCUGCGCUAGACUACCGCUGCCCUUUGCUACAAAGCCCACCCCGAAAAUGAUUUCGCAAUUUAUGGAGUUUUUUUUAGUGAAUUUUGCUUGCUUUUCGAGUGAAAUUAUAGAUUCCCAUGGGAGGUGGUCAAAGGCUUGGUAAAAAUUAACAAAAGUAUCGUGAAAGUUCAUUUAGGGCUCUUGAGUUAGUGCUAGACUAUUUUUAGAGGACUUAGGAAUUUGGAAUUACUAAAAGUUUCUUAAAAAAAUUCGAUCUUAGCUUUUAUAAAAUUUUUUGAACAAAUAAAAUCCAUCAGCUUUGAAUUGUAAACUAAACUGAGAAAAAGUUUUUCGAGCGCAAUUUUUUUUAUAAAUGAAUUUUAGCCCACGCUGAAUAUUCCAUGAAUAAAAAAAAAAUUUAUAAACUUCUCAUUGUUUGAUGGCUUAGUGUGAACCCACAGCGAAGAUGACAAAAAUUGUAUUUUGUCGGCCGCCAAGAAAACAUUUCUGUAUACCAUUUGUGUCGUGUUACGACUCAUUUGGAAUGGAUUGAAUAAUAACAAGUAAUGUACUCUUGCUCUAUACGAAACAAACAACGUUUUGUUGUAUUCGGUGUGGGCUCACACUUA